This is a messenger RNA of Prorocentrum cordatum, 2423 nucleotides long. The record is from the annotation of a GenBank genome assembly. Lineage: Eukaryota; Dinophyceae; Prorocentrales; Prorocentraceae.
AUGGGGCCCAGCUGGAGUAAGAGACCGAUCGGAGACUUCUUCUCCGAAGCCGCGUCUUUGGACAGGUGGUCCCGGUGGGACCGCGGGCCCAUCAAAGGGGGGCAGGGCGACGCCCGCGCCCCCGCAGCCGUGGCAGGGGCGGCGGCUCCCGUGGAGUUCGCCGCCCUCCGCGCGCGUCGCAUCCGCGGCAGGGCUCCCGCCUGGCUGCUCAGAAGCCUUCGCUGUUCCGGAGGCCGCCUCGAGCGGGGCCUGGCCCAGAGGCAGCCGCGGCGCUGCGGCCUCGGCGUCGAUCCACUGCUGCUGCUGCUGCUGCUGCUGCUGCUGCUGCUGCUGCUGCUGCUGCUGCUGCUGCUGCUGCUGCUGCUGCUGCUGCUGCGGCAGCUGCUGCUGCUCCGGCUGUAUUCCCUUCCGCUGCUCCUUCACCGAGUCGUGCUGGCGGGGGCCGCCCUGCUCUGCGCGGCCCCGCCGGCCUUCUCCGCGGCCCUGGCCGGCGCCCGCGGCCCCGCCGCGCGCUCGCGGCAUGGCAUGCGCGCGCCCGGCAGGCGCGCGGCGCGCGGCGGCGGCCCGCCGCGGCCGGCGACGCCGCUCGAGGGCAGCGCCGUGCAGAUCCGGUGGGAGGACGGGCAGUGGUACGACGCGACCGUGGAGCGCAUGCUCGAGGGCGGCGGCAUUCGCGUGCGCUUCGACCUAGACGGCUACGAGUACCACUGGCUGCCCGAGGUCUGGCGGGUCAGCUCGGGGGCCGCGGCCGCCGACGCGCGGGCGCCGCCGGAGGAGCCGCUGCCGGAGGAGCCGCUGCUGGAGGAGCUGCGACCCGAGGAGCCGUCCCUAGAGGACCCGCUGCUGGAGGAGCCGCUGCUGGAGGAGCUGCGACCCGAGGAGCCGUCCCUAGAGGACCCGCUGCUGGAGUCGCUGCUGCUGGAGGAGCCGUCCCUGGGGGAGCCGCUGCCGGUGGCGCCGCUGCCAGAGGAGCCGCAGGCGCCUCCCCGCGCGGAGGCAGCGGGCGGCCCGGCGGGGGCUCCUCCGGCAGCUGCGCCGCAGGACGGGGGGGCACGGGCGCCCGCGGCGCAGUUGGAGCACCUGCGCUCCGGGCAGCGCCUCCGCGCGACCGUCACUGGCGUGAAGUCCUUCGGAGCGUUCGUGUCCGACGGGGAGAUUCAGGGCCUCGUCCACGUCUCGUGCAUGAGGACCAGCGGGCGCACGAAAGGCGCCGCCGAUGUUGUGCGGGAGGGCCAGGAGGUGGACGUUUGGGUGAGGUAUGUGAACAUGAAGACCAGACUGGUGGAGUUCUCCAUGGUGGACGUGUGGAGCUUCGUAGGCGUGGACAGCAGUACGUGGAUCUCCGGCAGGGUAGUCUCACAUGUGAAGCAAGGCGUCUACGUAGCACUGCGUCAUCCGGACGCGGGUGCAGAGUUUGAGGGGAAGCUGGUGCAGAGUGUCACAGAGCUAACAGCCAUGGGUAUUGAUUGCUCUGUAGGACAAGAGCUGAAUGUGAGAAUUAUCAACGUCGAUGUGGACAAGGUCCAGCUGCGGCUGAGCGCCGCACCUGAACUGUUGGCUGACGCGGACGGCGUGGACCCGUUCGUGCUCUUCGAGAAAGCCAAGGCAGACGGCCAAUGGCUGAACGCAUCGGUGGUGCAGACAGUAAGCUUUGGUAUCUUCGUGACGGUCAGGCCACCGGGUUCUUCACCCGACAGCCCUGGUGUCGACGGCCUGGUUCACAUUUCCGAGAUAGGCGGCUUCGUGAAGAAUACCUCGGACGUGGCCAAGACUGGUGACUCGGUGAUGGUGAGGGUCACAGAGGUGGACCCGGAGCAGCGCAAGCUGGCCUGUUCGAUGAAGGCGGAGGUGCCGGAGGUGGAUUACUCGCCCUGGAUGAAGCUCGUCGGAAGAAACGAGUGGAUCACGGCCGUUGUCAAAGAGGUGGACGACGUCGGGCUGACAGUGGAGGCCCGCGCGCCGGGCAACGAGACGGGCGCCGCGUGCACCGGCUUCGUGGAGGCCGGUCAGAUCCGGAGGGCCCGGCGAGCCGUGGGAGGGCGUCAUGGCGCCUCAGCCGGGUGCUGCCUACCGGGUUGGCCAGCAGGUGAGCGUCAAGGUCAAGUCCGCGCAACCGAAGACAGGCAGGCUGACGCUGAGCUGGGUGUGACGAGGGCUCCACCGACGAGGCGGCGCGGCGACAGAAGAUGCUGAGCUCAUCAACGGCGGAUCGUGGGCGCGGCAGCCCAUUUGGGCGCGGAGGCCCUGGUCUUGUUGAGCUUAGCAGGGCGCGUUUCGCUUUGGACCCAGGGUGCUGUCUCAUCGUCAUCAUCAUUAUCGUUUCUUGCAUUGUGCUGACAUGGGUGUUUAACGAUCGGCGCGUGGACACACCAAGCACCGAACGCUGUGUAGAUUUUGGCAGCGGCAGCAGCAGAUCUUUAAGG